AUGUCGAAACAACCAGAAGAAAAUGCUAGUUCUAGUAGUAAAGAAAGCAAAUUCAAGGCCUUCUUCAAAGAUGUUAUAACACCAAGAAAGCCACCAUGUCAAGAAGAGCUAAAUUCUGACAUGCGAAAUGUUAUGCUAGUCGGAGCUGCGCUGAUCGCGACCGUGACCUUCCAAGCUGGAAUCACCCCACCUGGUGGAGUUUGGCAAAGCGAUGAUAUUCUGGGACAUAGAGCUGGGCAUGCUGUUUAUUCUGAUCAGAAAAUCCCUUUCCAGAUUUUCCUGAUAUGUAAUACUAUUGCACUAACGUCCUCCAUUUUUAUCUUAUUAUGUCUAACCUUUAGGUACCCUUAUUUCUUGGAAGUUUUGAUUGCUUCAAUUUCUAUGAUGGGCACUUACAGUUCUGGGAUAUAUUGCAUUACACCUUAUGAAUCAGUGUCGUUUCGCCUCAUCUUCGUCGCUGCUCCUGCACCAGCUAUAAUACGGUUCGUCAUAUGGGUGGUUGCCUCUGCAUUUCGCCAUCGACGAAAAAGUGUUAGCUGGUUCAAGAAAUUUCAGUAUGAUAAAAAGAGAGACUCGCCAAGUGAAGCUAGAAAUGUUUUGCUAGUGGUUGUGGCCUUGAUUGCAGCAGUGACUUUCCAAGCUGGGGUGAACCCUCCUGGAGGGGUCUGGCAAGAUGGAGAUCAUGCAGGAAGGGCAAUUUAUGCAUCUCAAAAACGUGCUUACUAUGUUUUCUUGCUAUCAAACACCUUGGCACUCUCUGCAUGCAUACUUGUCAUUACAUCUCUCACUUACAAGUUCCCUUUGCAUUUUGAAAUAUGGGUUGCUACAGCUUCAAUGAUGAUAACUUAUGCAUCGGCAGUUUUUGCUGUUACCCCUCAUGAAUCUGUGCAUUUUCGCUAUCUUUUACUUGCAGCUUCUGUGCCUUUUGUCAUAAGGCUUUUGAGUUAUCUCUUCAAGAAGUACUGUAGAAGUGAGAAAGAGAGUCAAAUAGGUAGUCAGGCUGAUGGAGAGAAGAAGGAUCAAAAAGAUGGGCAAGCUGGUCAACAAGUGUAG
This is a messenger RNA of Dovyalis caffra, 1053 nucleotides long. Lineage: Eukaryota; Viridiplantae; Streptophyta; Magnoliopsida; Malpighiales; Salicaceae. The record is from the annotation of a GenBank genome assembly.